Molecule: messenger RNA, 242 nt
Organism: Funneliformis geosporum
Lineage: Eukaryota; Fungi; Glomeromycota; Glomeromycetes; Glomerales; Glomeraceae
Source: the annotation of a GenBank genome assembly
AUAAUGAAUUGAGUGCAUCAGGUAUCUUGUCAAAUGAAAAGGAAACUGAUAAUAAUGAUACUGAUGGUAUUGAGGAAGAGUUUCAAGAGGAGGAAGAAGACAGUGAUGGUAAUGAUCUUGAAGAAAUAACAAUACAGAUUAUUGUUAAAAGUAAAGAUAUAAAAGUACUUACGGCAAAAACUCUGGCUAUUACACCUGUUGAUUAUGAGAAUAUUAUGGAAAAAAUAAACUCAGAAGUCUGA